UUCCCCAAUUUGAGUAAUCUUUUUUUUUCUCUUCAAUCACUUAAUAACAUCUCAAACUGUGUUCCCAAGUCCCAACCGCUUCAAAAUUAGGUCUCAUCAUCACGUUUCCUUGAAUCGAUCUCUGUGUUUCCAGAUCAGGGCUAAGCUAGAGAGUUGAGAGUUUAGUGGAUUGAGGAUGCAGAAUCAGAAUGAUAUGGUCAAGGAUGAAGCUGAAGUAGCUGCAUCGGCGUUUAAUGGUGAAGAAUGGGGGAACUGUUCAGAUGCUAUGGAGGAACCAUCUUUUCAAGAAGAAGAAUCUGCUAAAGUUCCUUAUGUUGGUGAUAAGGAACCUCUCUCUAGUUUAGCUGCAGAGUACCAAUCAGGGAGUCCCAUUUUGCUGGAGAAGAUCAAGAUACUGGACAGUCAAUAUAUUGCAAUCCGGCGAACAAGAGGCGAUGGAAAUUGCUUCUUCCGAAGUUUUAUGUUCUCUUACCUUGAGCAUAUAUUGGAAUCACAAGAUCGUGCUGAAGUCGAUCGUAUCAAGGUCAAUGUUGAGAAAUGUAGAAAGACUCUGCAAAACUUAGGUUAUACAGACUUUACGUUUGAGGACUUUUUUGCGCUGUUCCUUGAGCAACUAGAUGACAUUCUCCAAGGAAAUGAGGGGUCUAUAAGCUAUGAUGAACUCGUUAACAGAAGUAGAGAUCAGUCAGUCUCAGACUACAUUGUAAUGUUCUUCAGGUUUGUUACUGCUGGUGAUAUACGAACGCGUGCAGAUUUUUUCGAGCCCUUUAUAACAGGCCUAUCAAACACAUCAGUGGAUCAGUUUUGCAAGUCUUCUGUUGAACCAAUGGGGGAAGAGAGCGACCAUAUUCACAUAACCGCUUUGUCAGACGCGCUUGGUGUUGCUAUCCGGGUUGUGUAUCUUGACCGUAGCUCAUGUGAUAAUGGAGGCGUCACUGUGAACCAUCAUGACUUUGUCCCUGUGGGCACUGAUGAGAAAGAAGAAGCUUCUGCACCUUUUAUAACCUUGCUGUAUCGUCCAGGGCAUUAUGAUAUCCUCUAUCCCAAGUCAUCUUGUAAGGUAGCGGACAAUGUGGGAAAAUGAUCAAUCAUAAAACCCAUUGGAAGAUGUUUACAGAAAAACUGUGGUAAUAUGGAUUCAUGUGGAAGAAACCAUGGAACAAUCAACAAUUACAUCAUCUAUUUGCUUCUUGAUUCUGAUAAAAGAACCCUUUUUGCAACAUUAAUAUAGAAUAUAAUGGAACGUCUCUUUACUUUGAUCA
Capsella rubella is the source of this 1262-nucleotide messenger RNA. RefSeq names its product ubiquitin thioesterase otubain-like. Gene Ontology annotation, molecular function: cysteine-type deubiquitinase activity; ubiquitin binding. Gene Ontology annotation, cellular component: nucleus. The coding region runs from base 176 to 1084 and encodes 302 amino acids. Gene Ontology annotation, biological process: protein K48-linked deubiquitination. The transcript has 10 exons. The record is from RefSeq and is a predicted model, not a curated record. Lineage: Eukaryota; Viridiplantae; Streptophyta; Magnoliopsida; Brassicales; Brassicaceae.